GAUCGCGCCACUGCACUCCAGCUUGGGCGACACAGCGAGACUCCAUCUCAAAAAAAAACAAAAAAAACAAAAAAAACAAACAAAAAAUGGCCCCCAAGCCUAGUGCAGAAGUGUUAUCUAGUUUUCCUAAGUGUUGUGCCUUAUGGAGAAAAUACAUGUUAGAUAAGCCUCAUUCCAGCCUGAGUUAUAGUGCUGUUGGCCAUGAGUUCACAGUUAAUGAAUUAGCAAUAUAUAUAUUAAAUGUCUUUCAGCAGAAACACACAUACAGUAAGGUUAUGUAUUGAUCAGUUAAUGAAAAUAUUGUGAAUAGAGGCUUACAGUAACCUAACCCUGUAAUUCCCUAGGAACAAUGUUUCAGUAUUGCUAAUUCAGUGUUUGCAGAAACUUUAAAGAACAUAAUUGCCAUGAAUAACAAGAAGCAACCAUGUUUCUUUUAUUUCUGUAUGAGAUAGACUAACAUAGACUAUGCUCUUAGAAGAGUAAAUAUUUUUUCAAAGAAAUAAAUAUUUUCUCCACCUAUUUUGAGUGAACAAAUAAAGCUGUAGUUUCAUCACAAAAUCCAUAUUUACACCAAAACUAGUGAUUUCAAAUACAAAAACUUAUUUUGUGUUGAAUUUUUUUUCAAUUUGAAACUUUUUGCAUAUUCAGUGAUUCCACAUUGCAGCUGAAUUUUAUUUUACCUAACAAUUCCUGCAAGUGACAGGACAGUAAUGUAUCUUUUAUAAUAUUAUGUUUCAGUUUUAAAAUCUUUAUACCAAGAUAUUAUUAAAACUUUUAAGACAAAUCUGAAAACUUUAUACUUUGAAAUUAAGUUUUAAUUGGUUCAGUCUAAACACUGUUUUCAAGAGUUUGAAAUCAUGGACGAACCCAGCAUGAAACUGCAUCAUAUUCUACAUCUCUUUUAGAGCUAGUGUUGACAGUUUAUUUUCUUUUAAUUUUUAAUUUUAAUUUUUUUUAGAGGCAAGGUCUCACUCUGUCACUCAGGCUGGAGUGCAGUGGUGUGAUCAUAGCUCACUAUAACCUCAAACUCCUGAGCUCAAGUGAUCUUCCUGCCUCAGACUCCUGAGUGGAUAGGACUACAGGCUUGCAGAUGGGUCAAGGGUUGUGGAGAGUGGUCAGAAACCAGCAGCUACAACAAGAAGGCUACAGUGAGCAAGGCUACCUCACCAGAGAGCAGAGCAGGAGAAUGGCUGCAAGCAACAUUUCUAACACCAAUCAUCGUAAACAAGUCCAAGGAGGCAUUGACAUAUAUCAUCUUUUGAAGGCAAGGAAAUCGAAAGAACAGGAAGGAUUCAUUAAUUUGGAAAUGUUGCCUCCUGAGCUAAGCUUUACCAUCUUGUCCUACCUGAAUGCAACUGACCUUUGCUUGGCUUCAUGUGUUUGGCAGGACCUUGCGAAUGAUGAACUUCUCUGGCAAGGGUUGUGCAAAUCCACUUGGGGUCACUGUUCCAUAUACAAUAAGAACCCACCUUUAGGAUUUUCUUUUAGAAAAUUGUAUAUGCAGCUGGAUGAAGGCAGCCUCACCUUUAAUGCCAACCCAGAUGAGGGAGUGAACUACUUUAUGUCCAAGGGUAUCCUGGAUGAUUCGCCAAAGGAAAUAGCAAAGUUUAUCUUCUGUACAAGAACACUAAAUUGGAAAAAACUGAGAAUCUAUCUUGAUGAAAGGAGAGAUGUCUUGGAUGACCUUGUAACAUUGCAUAAUUUUAGAAAUCAGUUCUUGCCAAAUGCACUGAGAGAAUUUUUUCGUCAUAUCCAUGCCCCUGAAGAGCGUGGAGAGUAUCUUGAAACUCUUAUAACAAAGUUCUCACAUAGAUUCUGUGCUUGCAACCCUGAUUUAAUGCGAGAACUUGGCCUUAGUCCUGAUGCUGUCUAUGUACUGUGCUACUCUUUGAUUCUACUUUCCAUUGACCUCACUAGCCCUCAUGUGAAGAAUAAAAUGUCAAAAAGAGAAUUUAUUCGAAAUACCCGUCGCGCUGCUCAAAAUAUUAGUGAAGAUUUUGUAGGGCAUCUUUAUGACAAUAUCUACCUUAUUGGCCAUGUGGCUGCAUAAAAAGCACAAUUGCUAGGACUUCAGUUUUUACUUCAGACUAAAGCUACCCAAGGACUUAGCAGAUAUGGGGGUUACAUCAGUGCUGGUCAUUGUAGCCCGAGUAUACAAUCAAGCUUCAGUGUGCAACCUUUUUUUCUUUUGCCAUUUUCUAUUUUAGUAAUUUCCUUGGGGAACUAAAUAAUUUUGCAGAAUUUUUCCUAAUUUUGUUUAUCACGUUUUGCACAAAGCAGAGCCACUGUCUAACACAGCUGUUAACGAAUGAUAAACUGACAUUAUACUCUAAAAGAUGGUGUAUUUGUGCAUUAGAUUUGCCUGAAAAACUUUAUCCAUUUCCAUUCUUUAUACAAAUACCAUGUAAUGUGUACAUAUUUAACUAAAGAGAUUUAUAGUCAUAAUUAUUUUAUUGUAAAGAUUUUAACUAAAGUUUUUCCUUUUCUCUCAAACUGAGUUCUGAAAUUUAUUUGAUUCUGAUCUGAAACUAUUGUCUUCGUAAAAGUUAGAUCUGACUUCAGACAGAAACCAAUACCAGCUUCCUUUUCCUUUAAACUUUGAAGAGUGUUGAUUUGUUACUAUAUUACUAUGCAAAACUGGCAGUUAUUUUUAUAAUAUAAAUUUAUAAUUUGAUUUUUUAUUUUAAAAACUGGGUUAAUCAAGUCUCGGUAAGUCCUUUAAACCAUUUAGGAUUUUUAAAACAUCAAAAUUUAUGAUUUACAUUCAUAGGAAUAAAAUAAAAUAUUAUUAGAACUCUGGUAAA
Molecule: messenger RNA, 2804 nt
Organism: Gorilla gorilla gorilla (western lowland gorilla)
Lineage: Eukaryota; Metazoa; Chordata; Mammalia; Primates; Hominidae
Gene: FBXO8
Product: F-box protein 8
Exons: 6
Coding region: 1091-2050 (319 amino acids)
Biological process (GO): regulation of ARF protein signal transduction
Molecular function (GO): guanyl-nucleotide exchange factor activity; protein binding
Source: RefSeq, a predicted model, not a curated record